Messenger RNA from Osmia lignaria (orchard mason bee), 2125 nucleotides. RefSeq lists its product as uncharacterized. The record is from RefSeq and is a predicted model, not a curated record. NCBI's taxonomy places the organism in Eukaryota, Metazoa, Arthropoda, Insecta, Hymenoptera, Megachilidae.
UUAGUUAUCUAACAAUUAAAUACUCGAAUGUUUUAUUUGCAUGUUCGUCAAGAUAUAAUCUUAUCGAAGAUUCAUUAACAGAAGGAGUAUUUAAGGGAGCGAAACGAUUCAGGUCAUUACAUUCAGUGAGAUCCACUACCAGAAGCAACAUGAUGAAAUUCGCAUUCGCCCUCGUCGCAGUCCUGGCUUUGGCCAGCCCCCUGCAAGCUUACAAUGUUCCACGUACAGGAAGCGGUGUCCUGGCUAACGAAAUCCAGGAGUUCGUCGAUCUUGUGCCAACAAAAGAAAUAAUGAAUAUCGUCCUUCGUUACAUCGCCACUGACGUUGAUGUCCAAGCUGUGUUAAAAUUCGUGCACUCCGCGGAGUUCAAACAAUUGGUCAUCGAAAUCGAAGCCAUGUCCGAAAUCAGGAACAUCAUGAACUACAUACAGACAAAUGGACUGGACAUCUACCAGAUUGUAAACCACAUUAACAAGUACCUCGAUCUCGAUUCAUUGGUACCACCAACCAACGUCCGAAUGGUGAGGGCCGCUGGUGGAAUCCGCGGAAUGCUCGACGAGGUUAAGGCCCUUGUACCCAAGGAGAAGAUCCGGGAACUGUAUAGAACGAAAAUGGCUUCAUCCAAAGUAUUUGCCGAUUUAGUCGCUCAAUUGAAGUCACCGGAAUUCCAGAACGUCGCCAAUCAAUUGUGCAAUAACGCUACCUUCAAACACGUGUUGGUCGAAGCCAAAAAGGCCCAAGUCGAUAUCGACGGUUUGGCAAGAUUACUCGAGACCGUUUUGGGCCUUACGCUCCCCUGCAAACCAAUGAAGUUCUCACUGGUAGCACUCUCUGCGAUGGUUGCCUUCGCAACCGUCAACUGUUAUCACCUGCCAGCAUUCGGGGAAGGUCCCCUAUACGAAGACAUUCAGUAUUUCAUAGACAUGAUCCCCAUGGAUGAAGUAAUGCGAGUGAUUGUACAGUACACCGUCAAGGACUCCGAGUUCCAACAACUCCUAAAAUACAUGAAAACGGACGACUGCAAGCAAAUGGUGAAUGAAAUCGAGGCUAUCCCCGAGUUCCGUACAUUCGCCAGCUACAUGGACAAGCAUGGAAUCUACAUGUAUGAUGCGUUGAACAAGAUGAACAAGGUGAUCGGCCUGCCAUCGUUCCAGCCCAUACUUGUUAAGAAGGAAAUCACUGGAGGAUUGACUGGUCUCUUCAACGAUGUCAAAGAACUGAUCUCCUACGACGACAUCAUCCAUGGUUACGUUUACAAGAUGAGGACAUCCCAAGAUUUCCGUGAUUUCGUCGCCGAACUGAAAUCCGAAGGUCACCAGAACUUCGUUAACGCGCUGUACAAGAACCAACGUUACCUGGCCUUCCGUGCUACCCUGGUCAGCAAGGGUUUGGACAUCACUCUGAUCGAAGAUGUCAUCUACACUGUCCUUGGUAUCGAGUUCCCAGUUUUGGACACCACCAACGCCUUGUACGACAACCAACUAUCCAAAGACAUCCAGGACUUCAUCGACCUGAUCGAUAUGGACAAGGUUAUUAAAAUCAUUUCUAAUUACUUGGAUGAUGACCAGAUACAGGAAAGUCUGAGAUAUUUCCGCAGCGAAGAGUUCCACGUACUGGUACGCAAAGUCGAAGCCCUGAAGCCCUAUCAAAAUUUGGUUCAAUAUUUACACAACGCUGGCCUAAACAUACACGGCCUGAUCCAGAAGAUCCAUAAAUUGUUCGGUAUGGAAGACUACGUUCCACCCAGUGGCAACUACUUCAGCUUCUUCGUUAACCGCGGUGGUAUGAAGGGUUUGAUCGAUGAUAUACUCGCUUCACUCCCCGUGGAUAAGUUCAAGGCCAUGUUCGAAGAGAAGAUGAAAACCUCACCGGAUUUCCAGAACUUCGUUAAACAAGUCCAGUCCAAAGAGUUCGAAGAGAUCAUUGACACGGUCUACAGUGAACCCAUCUUUCUGGAAAUGAGACAGAAGGCGAUAGACAUUGGUUUGGACAUUCAACGAGCCAGACAAUUGUUCGAAGAAAUCGGCAUUCUCCUUCCCAGACCAUCUUACUAAUUAUGGAUUUAUAACGAUUCGUUUUUAUCGACUUUACAUGUUACUCUCUAAUGUUUAAUAAAUUUGCUUGU